AGGACAAAGUAAGACCCACCAAACAACAACCAGAAAAAACAAAGACAAAAACGCAGAAACAACAACACAGUAGCGCGUGGAUUCCACUCCCAAAUCAUCAUCUCCAACUUUCGCACGUGGCAGUUCCAUUCCACUCUAACCUCGUUGCACCUGCAUCGCACCAGUUACCAUCACCAGCCCUUACAAAUGUUCCCCACGCGCGAAAGUUCCCCGCGUGAAAAUAAAAUUCCAAGUACUCUUCACUCUCAUUCGCUUUGCUAUUUCGGUCUCUCACAGAAACACACUCUCACUCUCUCCUUCAACAAAAUUUCUCCCACUCUUCUCCCGGACGAAGAUGAAACAAACUCUAACGAUCUAAAUUAAACAAACUGUUAAACUUAACGUUCACCGUUAAAUAUUACAAUGGCGGCAACCAAUACGACGUCGUCUAUCGUAGACGCAGACGAAGCAACCGCAAAAGCUAUUCACAAACGUUACGAAGGUUUAGUAACGGUUCGUAACAAAGCCGUUAAAGGUAAAGGAGCUUGGUAUUGGGCACACCUUGAACCGUUACUCGUUCAUAACAACGAAACGGGACUCCCUAAAGCCGUUAAGUUACGGUGUUUUUUAUGCGACGCCGUUUUCUCCGCUUCUAAUCCUUCACGAACAGCUUCUGAACAUUUAAAGCGUGGAACUUGCCCUAAUUUCAAUUCCGCAGCAAAACCAAUUUCGUCAAUUUCGCCGGAAACUGCUUCUGCGGUUGUCGUUGUUUCGUCGCCGCCGCCGUCUUCUUCUGUUCACCGCCGUAAGAGAAAUUCUCCUCCAUCGCCGCCGCUACCGGCGCCUCACUAUGUUUCGGAUCCGUUGCGUGUUGUUUCGGGUUUGUUGCCGCAGCAACAGCAUUUGAUGUUAUCCGGUGGAAAAGAUGAUUUGGGAGCUUUGGCUAUGUUGGAAGACAGUGUGAAGAAGCUGAAAAGUCCUAAAACUUCACCUGGUCCUAUUCUUCAUAAAACUCAAAUUGAUAGUGCAAUUGAUUAUCUUGCUGAUUGGGUUUAUGAAUCGUGUGGUUCUGUUUCUUUUUCGAGUUUGGAGCAUCCAAAGUUUAAAGCUUUUCUUACACAAGUUGGUUUGCCACAUGUUUCUCCUAGAGAGUUUACUGGGACUAGACUGGAUGCAAAAUUUGAGGAAGUUAAAGUUGAAUCUGAAGCAAGGAUUAGAGAUGCUAUGUUUUUUCAAAUUGCUUCUGAUGGUUGGAAAACAAAGGAUUAUUCUGAUGAUCAGAAUUUGGUGAAUUUGAGUGUCAAUCUUCCCAAUGGGACGAGUUUGUAUAGAAAGGCGGUUUUCGUUACCGGUUCUUCGGUUCCUUCGAAUUAUGCUGAGGAUGUUUUGUGGGAGACAAUUAGUGGAAUUUGUGGGAAUCUAGCUCAACAAUGUGUUGGGAUAGUUGCUGACAAAUUCAAAGCUAAGGCAUUGAGAAACUUGGAGAAUCAGAAUCAUUGGAUGGUUAAUCUCUCUUGUCAGUAUCAAGGUUUCAAUAGUUUAAUCAAGGAUUUUACAAAGGAACUUCCUUUGUUCAGAACUGUGACUGAGAAUUGUCUCAAGCUAGCAAAUUUUAUCAACUACAACUCUCAAAUUAGAAACAGUUUUCACAAGUAUCAAAUGCAAGAGUACGGUCACACUUGGUUGCUUCGUUCGCUUCCAAUGAAAGAAUUUGAGGAUUUUAGCUUUGGACCUGUUUAUGCUAUGAUUGAGGAUAUCUUGAGUUCAGUUCGUGCUUUGCAGUUGGUUCUGCUCGACGAAUCGUUCAAGAUGGUAUCCAUGGAAGAUAGGAAUGCUAGGGAAAUUGGCGACAUGAUUCGUGACAUUGGUUUUUGGAAUGAUUUAGAAGCUGUACAUGCUUUGGUUAAAUUGGUGAAAGACAUGGCUAAGGAGAUUGAACUAGAAAAGCCAUUGGUUGGACAAUGCCUUCUCCUAUGGAAUGAAUUGAGAACAAAAGUGAAAGAUUGUUGUUCCAAAUUCAACAUAGCAGAAGGAUCAAUAGAAAAGUUGAUUGAAAGAAGGUUUAGGAAAAACUACCACCCUGCUUGGGCUGCUUCAUACAUUCUUGACCCUCUUUACUUAAUAAGGGACACUAGUGGAAAGUACCUUCCACCUUUUAAGCACUUAACAACUGAACAAGAAAAAGAUGUUGAUAGACUCAUAACAAGGCUUGUUUCAAGAGAUGAAGCACACAUUGUUCUAAUGGAACUCAUGAAAUGGAGAACAGAAGGGCUUGAUCCGGUUUAUGCGCAAGCUGUACAAAUGAAAGAGAGAGAUCCUGUUACUGGAAAAAUGAGGAUUGUUAAUCCACAAAGCAGUAGACUUGUUUGGGAAACUUAUUUAACUGAAUUUAAGUCAUUAGGAAGAGUUGCUGUUAGAUUAAUAUUCCUUCAUGCAACUUCUUGUGGAUUCAAGUGUAGUUGGUCUUUGUGGAAAUGGGUUUGUGCUCAUGGAAAUUCUAGGACUUCACUUGAUAAGGUUCAAAAAUUGAUAUUUAUUGCAGCACAUUCUAAAUUGGAGAGAAGGGAUUUUUCAAGUGAUGAAGAUAAGGAUGCAGAAUUGUUCACAUUAGCGAAUGGUGAGGAUGAUGUGUUGAAUGAUGUUCUUGUUGAUACUUCCUCAGUGUAACAUUUUUUUUUUCUUUCUUUUUGAGUUAAUCACCUAGGAUUUUAUUUUUUUUAGGAUUUAUUGAAUUCUUUUCACUACCCUUUUUUCUUUUCUGCCACUUGAGUUGAGCAACUUCUCACCUUUUAACUCAGCAUGAUUUUCAAGUUGUUACAAAUACUGAAGAAAGCUGGAGAAAUUGUAUCACUAGAGAGAAAAAAAGUUGUAGAAAUUCUAUUUUAUUCCUCUAGUAAUUUGAGAUUAGUAAUAUUUGUAAAGGGGAAGUUUUUUUAGUUCUCCUUUGAUUCUAAGUUUCUCUUUCACACCAUUAAAUUUUGUAAAUUCACAAGAAAGCAUGCAGCAUGUGGGAUUCUGAUUUGUUUCACAUAUUUUGCAAGCUGCAAUCAACUUCUAUGAAUGCAUAAUUAGUUUUGAGUAGCCUUUUGCAUAA
This is a messenger RNA of Cicer arietinum (chickpea), 3073 nucleotides long. RefSeq lists its product as uncharacterized. Lineage: Eukaryota; Viridiplantae; Streptophyta; Magnoliopsida; Fabales; Fabaceae. The record is from RefSeq and is a predicted model, not a curated record.